AUACCGCCGCGGAUGGCGCACGUCGCCAAUCGUUAUAAAAAAACAUUUUUUUGUGUGCAGACAUACAAAUAGUCGUUUUUUAUAUAAAGUCUGGGAAAAUUCCUUUUAAAAUGAUCGCGGCCCUCUGCACAUUUUUGGCGUUGGUAGCGGUAUCAUUUGAGCAAGACACACGGGAUUCGACCCCCAUAUCGCCAUGUCCAAAUGUGUUCAUGUACGAGCCGCCCGGUUCGGAACAGGGGCGAUGGUAUGGCGUCGUGAACCUCUCAACUGAUAGCACACUGCACUCCCUGUGGCUGAAUAUAGUGCUUGACAAUAAGGCUGAUAUACUUGGGAACUGGAUAGGAGACGUUUCAACGCAAGACAAUAAAGACUUCAAAAUUGAGAACGCGGACAUGCAGAUUAACCCGGGCCCAGCCGUGGCCGUGCGCUUCUUCGUACAAUUCAACCCUUUAAACAAAACUCCAAGACUACAGGCAAUAAGACUGAAUGGGAGGGAAAUCUGUAACGCCAAUACACCACAGCCGGCCAUUAAUGAAAGGCCAGAUUUGUCAGAAAACAGGCCUUCGCAAAGGCCGAAUAAUGGGAUUGAGUUGAACACGAAGCCGGUGCACUCACCACCACGGGAGUCGCCAAGACCUGUGUACCCAAGGCCGGGCAGUGAACCUUCGCCUUCAAAUAUCCCCAGCCAGUCUUCAAGCCAGGAUCUGCACAGGCCUAACGAUUACGUUCUGACCACACUCAGACCUGACCGCACAAGGAAACCCGUAAGUACACCACCCCGGGACACUGAAUACUGGGACGGUCCUGCCGUCAUAGUACUGCCGGCACCAGACAAAACUAACUCUAAAUCCCCUGGGGGUCAGGCUCAAUGUGGUAAGGUGGUGUUGAACCCAAUCCCACUGGUGGUGAAUGGAACACCUACGCUGGAAGGUCAAUGGCCGUGGCAGAUCGCUUUGUACCAGACUCAGACAGUAGACAACAAGUACAUCUGUGGAGGCACCCUGGUUAGCCACAAGCAUGUCAUCACGGCAGCUCACUGCGUCACGAAAAAGUCUUCACAACUGGUUGUUGACAAGAACACCCUCACCGUCUACUUGGGGAAACAUAACCUCAGGACUUCUGUUGACGGCGUCCAGAUUCGAUUUGUUGGCAACAUAAUAGUUCAUCCAGACUACAAUGCUACCACCUUCAGCCGCGAUGUCGCCAUUCUGGAGCUUCGGGAGUCAGUGACGUACAGCGACUGGGUCAGACCUGCUUGCCUGUGGCCAGACAACGAGACAUCUUUGAAGAAUGUCAUUGGAAAGAAGGGUUCGGUUGUAGGCUGGGGUUUCGACGAGACAGGUGUCGCUACCGAAGAGUUAAGCUUAGUUGAGAUGCCGGUUGUGAGCCAGGAGACUUGCAUCAGGUCAUACAGCGAGUUCUUCGUGCGAUUCACUUCAGAGUAUACCUACUGCGCUGGAUACAGAGAUGGUACUUCAGUCUGCAAUGGCGACAGUGGUGGCGGUAUGGUCUUCAGGAUGGGAGGCACUUGGUACCUUCGUGGUCUCGUCUCCUUGUCAGUGGCCAGGCAAAACGAGUACCGGUGCGACCCGUCGCAUUACGUGAUAUUCACAGACUUAGCCAAAUUCUUGCCAUGGAUCUACCAGAAUGUUUAUGAUUUUUGAUCUUGUUAACGUUAGGUAUUGAAGACUAAUUUUGUUUAUGAAGAGUACCUUUGCAGCUAGGUUACGCUAAUGCGCAAGAUACGAUUUUGCGCAACUGUCAUUUAGCCGCAGGUAGGUAGGUUUGCGCAAAUGUUGUUUUGGCACGAAACAUUGUGACAUUAUGUUCACAGUAGUUACACUACCUACAUACCUUAAUAAGUUUUCUCACAGAAA
Spodoptera exigua (beet armyworm) is the source of this 1877-nucleotide messenger RNA. The record is from the annotation of a GenBank genome assembly. Lineage: Eukaryota; Metazoa; Arthropoda; Insecta; Lepidoptera; Noctuidae.